This is a messenger RNA of Dromaius novaehollandiae (emu), 4189 nucleotides long. RefSeq names its product RAS guanyl releasing protein 3 (gene RASGRP3). The transcript has 19 exons. The record is from RefSeq and is a predicted model, not a curated record. Gene Ontology annotation, cellular component: plasma membrane. Gene Ontology annotation, biological process: Ras protein signal transduction; positive regulation of GTPase activity. Gene Ontology annotation, molecular function: calcium ion binding; guanyl-nucleotide exchange factor activity. Bases 459 to 2537 code for a protein of 692 amino acids. NCBI's taxonomy places the organism in Eukaryota, Metazoa, Chordata, Aves, Casuariiformes, Dromaiidae.
CAUGAUCCUGCCCCCUCUCUCCAGAGCCCUGCCAGGAACGUACGGGACACUGCCGGGCAGAAAAAUAAUUUCAGCAUCUCAACACCGUGGGGAAAGGAGAAAUCUUGGAAAAACAAGUGCGUUGAAAGUUAGGUAUCUGUCAAAUUAAGCUUUUCUGCAGGCCUGCUUGCUUGUGAACGGUGAGUCAUCGGAGACUUCUGCAGAUGCAAAACCAAAACACUGCACCAGGCAGGCGUCCCUGACUCAUAUCCCAUACGCUGUUUAUUACACUGCCUCUGCCCCAAUCCUGUUGAGUGCUCUAACACAGCCUAGAGCAGUGUUAGCUGUGAUUUGGAAGAUUUUCCUUGAAGUCCAGUUAAGAAUGCAACCAACAGUAAAGUGAUGAAGCUGUGCAGCUGAAGAAGCGUUCUUCUGCUUGGUGAAAAUGCCUCUUAUAUUUUGACAACGAUUAAAGGACAAUGGGGUCAAACACACUUGGGAAGGCUGCAACGUUAGAUGAACUUUUGAAUGCUUGUAUUGAAAUGUUUGAUGACAAAGGAAAUCGGUGCUCCAGCCAUUUGCCAAGAACCUUUCUUUUAAUGCACCGGUGGUAUCUGCCUUCCACAGAAUUGGCUGGCAAGCUUCUGUCCACGUACAGAGAUGCCAGUGGGGAGAACUGCAAUGAAUUCAGAUUAAAAAUCUGUUAUUUCAUGAGAUACUGGAUUUUGGAAUUUCCUGCAGAAUUUAACUUGGAUCUUGGGCUUAUUCAGUUGACUGAAGAGUUUCGAGAAGUAGCCAGCCAGCUUGGAUAUGAGGAUCACAUCCAUCUCAUUGAUAUCUCCAGCAUUCCUUCCUAUGACUGGAUGAGAAGAGUUACACAGAGGAAAAGGAUUUCCAAGAAAGGAAAAGCCUGCCUGCUGUUUGACCAUCUGGAGCCCAUUGAGCUAGCUGAACAUCUCACUUUUCUGGAGCAUAAAUCUUUUAGAAGAAUUUCUUUUACAGACUACCAAAGCUAUGUGAUCCACGGCUGCUUGGAGAACAAUCCCACUUUGGAGAGAUCUAUUGCUUUAUUUAAUGGUAUCUCCAAAUGGGUCCAGCUCAUGGUUCUCAGCAAACCAACACCCCAGCAAAGGGCAGAAGUAAUCACAAAGUUUAUCAAUGUUGCACAGAAGCUCCUUCAUCUCCAGAACUUCAACACACUGAUGGCAGUUGUGGGAGGUCUAAGCCACAGCUCUAUUUCUCGCCUGAAAGAAACUCAUUCUCAUCUGUCUUCAGAAGUCACAAAGGACUGGAAUGAAAUGACGGAGCUGGUCUCUUCCAAUGGAAACUACUGCAACUACCGCAAGGCUUUUGCUGACUGUGUUGGCUUCAAAAUUCCCAUUUUAGGAGUUCACUUGAAAGACUUGAUUGCUGUCCAUGUCAUCUUUCCUGACUGGAUAGAUGACAACAAAGUAAACAUAGUGAAAAUGCAGCAGCUUUCCAUCACCUUGAGUGAACUGGUUUCCAUGCAAACUGCCUCUCAUCAUUUAGAGCCUAAUAUGGAUUUAAUUAACCUGCUAACUCUGUCCCUGGACCUUUAUCAUACUGAGGACGACAUUUACAAGCUCUCGCUGGUGCUGGAACCAAGGACCUGCAAAUCCCAACCUACCUCCCCGACAACCCCGAACAAGCCAGUAGUGCCACUGGAGUGGGCAUCUGGAGUGGUACCAAAACCUGACCCUACAGUCAUUAACAAGCACAUAAGGAAGUUGGUGGACUCUGUCUUUAGGAACUAUGAUCAUGACCACGAUGGCUAUAUAUCUCAGGAAGACUUUGAAAGUAUAGCUGCCAACUUCCCUUUUUUGGACUCCUUCUGUGUGCUGGACAAAGACCAAGAUGGUCUUAUAAGCAAAGAAGAAAUGAUGGCUUACUUUCUGAGGGCUAAAUCACAGUUCCAGUGUAAGAUGGGACCAGGGUUUAUUCAUAACUUUCAGGAGAUGACCUAUCUUAAACCAACUUUCUGCGAGCACUGUGCAGGAUUUCUCUGGGGUAUAAUCAAACAAGGCUACAAAUGCAAAGAUUGUGGUGCCAACUGUCAUAAGCAAUGCAGAGACCUGCUUGUGCUUGCAUGCAGAAGAUUUUCCAGAGGAACCUCAGUGGGCAGUAACCAUGGCUCUCUGCCUAACAGUCCAUCUCUGCCUCCAGUCCAAGAUGAAGUAUUUGAAUUUCCCAGUGUUGCCUCAGGACACCAGGACCUUGAUGGCAGAGCUAUCACUCUCGUGACUGGCUCAUCACGGAAGAUUUCAGUGCGGUUGCAGAGGGCGACCACCAGCCAAGCAACACAGACAGAACCACUGUGGCAUGAGCCAGGCUGGAGCGAUUCGGGUUCCCACACUUUCCCCAAAAUGAAGUCCAAGUUCCAUGGCAAAGCUGGGAAGAACAAAGGCUUUGCAAAAUGGGAGAAUGAAAAGCCCAACAUACAGGCUGAUACAGACAUAGAAAGAGAGGCCUCACAACACAUACUGGACCACAAUGGAAUAGAAACACUCCCAGAAAGACAAGAAUUUGAGGAUAGCUGAUUGAGCAUCAUGAAACAGAAAAACAAAGAUGACAACUGCCAUACAGCAAGAGUUGAUGGACUGUUAUAGACCACAUUUGGCUAUGGGAUGUUUUCCUGUACCUCAUACUUAUAAAUUCAACCAUUGCCCUAUUUUCUUAGCUGAUAGGUGUUGAAGUGCACUAUUUAUUUUCUCACAUGAAUAAGCCAUCUGGCUAAACCUUGCAUGGACAGAGCAGAACAGAUCUCUGCACUCAGUGUUUUCUCUUGUAUGACUUUUGUGGAAACUUCCUCUACACACCAAUGAGGAUAUAUUUGGCCUCCUCUAAAUAUACUGCAUCAUUUCAGUAUGUCUGCCAGUGACAACAAUGGUGAGGACAGAAGCCAAGUAUCUAAGUUAGUUUGACAACACUCCUUUUUCAGAGGCUUGUAAUGAUCUUUUAAGGAAAGAAGUAGGUGUAUUAUGUUGAUUAAAUCUCAAACCAGAACCUUUCAAAAAGUCCUCUGUACUGAGAUUCUUUGCACACCUGGGUUUUUGAACUUCAGCCAUGUUUACAUUGCUACAGUAAGCGUAUUGAUGUUCAGCACGUUGAUACCAGUUCACUGACUGGGGCUCCUUCAAACAUGCAGCAUGUGUCUGAGAGUGAAGGAAUGCCAAGCCACUAUGCAUAUGUCUGGUUAUACAGCAACGGAGAGGAGUCCUCUCUGCCAGCACUGAUUAUGGUAUGUUAGCUGGUUAGUUAACAUUCUUCUCUGGUUAGCAAAUUGCACACUAAAUGUACUGAAGAGCAGCCUCCAAAUUAGGGGGUUGCUAAGGUUGGCUCUAAUACCUGAAUCUGUAAUAACUUGCAAUGCAGGUUUGGGGUGGGAUUUCUCAGAAGUAUUAAGUUACCUAAGGAGCACAGCCCUCAUUUGGAAAAAGACCAACCCUCUCACCCCCAAACACCCACACCCACACCAAAGCACAAACCUCAGAGGUGUGUUCUAAUUUGGCAUACACAUAUUCUUCUUUUCUCCAAAGCCCUGAGCCAAAACAUGGUAUGUGGGAGGAACACACACUCUGAAUUAAAGCAAGCUGGAUAUAAGAUUUCCUACAAAAUCCAAGCUACUGCUCCCUACAACAGGAGUCAAACCAGAACUGACUGACUUGGCAGUUGCAUUUCUCUGUGGUUACUCGACUGUAAACUGCACUGUCAACUAGAUGAUGCCUGCUCAUUUUUGCAUGCUGGAUUCUACAGCUUUCCUUUGUUUUCCAACCCAACUCAUAAGAUAAAUCUGGGGAGAAAGAAGAGAAGGUGCUCUUACUAUUUUAGCCUAUUUAGCUUAUUUCUCUAUAAGCACUGCAGAGAGCAUUGAUUUCCAAGCAGGAUGAGGGCCAGAAGCAUCCUUCUCUCUAACUGGUAUGGGCAAAGAAAAGACAUUAGUUAAAAAUCUGGUCUUUAUUUCCUAGGCUGGGUCAGAUGACAGGUGUUGUGAUACACUGACCACACAGCUACUGUUACAAUGUAUGGCUUGCACACAAUGAAAAUGAUGUGGUAGAGAAUCUGAAUGGAGAAAUUUGGUUAUGAUCCAGACUGUUGAUGGAUUUGUUGAGAUAAGCCUUUUAACACUUACUAAAUGAAAUGUUCAUGUGUAACUUCAUUCUUAACAUCAAGUAAGAGCUUUAACCAGUGU